This is a messenger RNA of Achroia grisella, 2205 nucleotides long. RefSeq names its product minor histocompatibility antigen H13. The transcript is spliced from 6 exons. Gene Ontology annotation, biological process: membrane protein proteolysis. Gene Ontology annotation, cellular component: cytoplasmic side of endoplasmic reticulum membrane; membrane; lumenal side of endoplasmic reticulum membrane. NCBI's taxonomy places the organism in Eukaryota, Metazoa, Arthropoda, Insecta, Lepidoptera, Pyralidae. The coding region runs from base 92 to 1201 and encodes 369 amino acids. The record is from RefSeq and is a predicted model, not a curated record. Gene Ontology annotation, molecular function: aspartic endopeptidase activity, intramembrane cleaving.
ACUGUACACUGUCAUUUACUUGUCAAAUUGUAUUUCUAGUAUCGUUGUUGAAUUCAUCUCAGUACUUAAUAUUAAUAUUAUUAAUUAAAAAAUGGCAGAUUCAGCCACAGAAAUACCUAGCAUAAUAGAAGAGAGUGUUAAGGAAACUAUCAAAAAUGUUACAGACAAGCCACCAGCGAGUAUUGAGGGAGUCGCAAUCGCGUACUUGAGUUUAGUUGUUAUGGCUAUAUUACCCAUAUUUUUUGGGUCAUUUCGAUCUGUAAAGUACCUUAAGGAACAAAAGGAGUCUGGACAAGCCCAUGAGACUAUGUCAAACAAAGAUGCGCUCAUGUUCCCGCUAAUUGCAUCUUGUGCCCUGUUUGGCCUCUAUGUGUUCUUCCAAUUCUUCUCCAAGGAAUACAUCAAUCUUCUUCUCACUGGAUAUUUCUUCUUCCUGGGAGUACUUGCAUUGAGUCAUCUACUUAGUCCAGUAAUAUCCCUCAUAAUGCCAGCAUCAGUGCCCAAUGUGCCGUAUCAUAUCCACUUCACGCGCGGCGAGCGUGACGGCCGCUCUGACAUCGUUAACUACAAGUUUACCUCCUAUGACGUCAUAUGCCUGAUCAUAUCCCUCUGUCUCGGCGGUUGGUACCUGUUUAAAAAGCACUGGAUCGCAAACAACUUAUUCGGUAUUGCAUUCGCCAUCAAUGGAGUGGAACUGUUGCAUCUGAAUAAUGUGGUGACAGGAUGCAUUCUUCUCUGUGGUCUGUUCCUCUAUGACAUUUUCUGGGUGUUUGGUACGAAUGUAAUGGUCACAGUAGCCAAAUCUUUUGAAGCACCCAUCAAAUUGGUGUUCCCCCAAGAUCUACUAGUGAAUGGGUUCAACGCGAGCAACUUCGCCAUGCUUGGUCUCGGAGACAUCGUAGUGCCGGGAAUAUUCAUCGCUCUCCUUCUACGGUUCGACAAGAGUCUGAAACGCGGCUCCGAGUUCUACUUCCGCGCCACUUUCUGCGCUUACAUCCUGGGCCUGUUGGCCACGAUCCUCGUGAUGCACGUGUUCAAGCACGCCCAGCCGGCGUUGUUGUACCUGGUGCCUGCUUGUUUGGGCACGCCACUCGCGUUAGCGCUCUUGCGGGGAGAUAUCAAUGCCUUAUUCAAUUACGAAGACCAGCCAGCCAUUCCCGAGGCAGCGGCAGGCGACAGCAAGGCAAAGAAGUCCGAGUGAAUACCAACAUCUCCCAUACGAUAAGCACAAAUCGUUAGCACAUCCGUGUUUUAACUAUAUUCCAAGAGUAUAUAUUAUUUUUUACAUACAUGACAAUGCUACGGGACCAUUGUGGCGCGUGGACUUGAUUAAUUUGCAUUUUGGUUAGAUGAGAGGAAUUUUAUAAACCGACUUUACAAAAUGAGAGAUUGACUAUGUUUGCUUCCUUUGUUCUUCCAUGGUGUUCGUCGAUAUGCAAGAUGGUAUUGGAUUUUUGACUAUAUAAAUAUUUUUAAAUUAUUCUUAAUAAACAGUGAAGUUGACCAAACUUCUUAGAAUAACAUCAUUACUUCUAAAUCCUAAUUACAUAUUUUAGUAUUUAUGCCUGUAUAUUUAUAAACCUAAAAACCGUUGUAAUGAAUUCCUUUUUCUAACAUAUUAACUGUAAUAAUAUACAGAAAAUAAAGAGUUAUUUUUAUUAUCUAUUCUAAACUCUGUGUGCGAGUUGAUAUUCUUUUAAUUAAAUAUAAAAAAUAUAUCAAGGUGUAUGGUUGUUAAAAAUGACAGAUCUAAGGAAAAAUAAAUAUAUUUUUAAUGAAUUUAUUACUCUUAUAUGGUAAGAGGGCUUGCACACUGUUCUAAUUUGAAGAGAGCUGUGCUAAUAAAAUGCCUAUUAUUUUUCACAUUGGAGGUAUGAGAUGUCAUCUCCAUCGAAAUAGGUUGCUAUGAUAAAUGUCUAUGAUUUAGAGAUAUGACCUGAUAUGAAUAUUACCUGUUUAAUACCUACUAAAGUCCGGCCGCUCAGGGUUUUCGUUUCUGACAGGUCGGGAUCGAAUGGGCGAUGUAACUUUGAACUGACGUACAAUUUAUGGCAAAAUUUUAAAUAUAUUUUAUUUGCCUCAUUAACGAGUGAUGUCAUUAAAAAUUUAAUUAUUAUUCUAACUUACAAUAAACGUAUUAAUUUUGGGCUAAAAUUAUUAACUGCGUAACAAAUAUAAAAACAAUUGUUUUAAAAGUCACAUCAU